UAGUAAUCAAAUGAAUGAAGCAACAUGCCAAUAACAGAGACGGCUAAUUAGAGGGGAGUAACGUUAGCGCCAAGGUGUGUGUCAGUCCGUGUGCCCGCAUCGUCACCGACGGUUAAGCUUGCUCGCCUCCUCAGGACUACUGCACCUUACCUCCCCCGACUCCCGCGAUGGACCGAGAGACAGUUGUCAUCGUGUCCGCAGCAAGAACACCGAUAGGGUCCUUUAAUGGAGCCUUCACCACGCUGCCUGUUCAUGAGCUGGCCUCCACUGUCAUCAAGGAGGUGCUUCAGAGGGCUGGCGUGACCCCCGACCAGGUGUCAGAGGUCAUCAUGGGUCACGUGCUCACGGCAGGCCAUGGGCAGAACCCUGCACGCCAGGCCGCAGUUGGUGCGGGCAUCCCCUACCCGGUGCCCGCCUGGAGCUGCCAGAUGGUUUGCGGGUCGGGCCUGAAAGCCGUGUGCCUGGGGUGCCAGUCCAUCCAGACGGGAGACGCCACUGUGGUGGUGGCGGGGGGGAUGGAGAGCAUGAGCAGGGCACCCCAUACUGUCCAGAUGCGCACGGGCGUGAAGAUGGGGGACACGCCCCUCCAGGACUCCAUCGUUGCUGACGGACUGACGGACGCCUUCCACUGCUAUCACAUGGGCAUCACAGCUGAGAACGUGGCGAAACAGUGGGGGGUGACCCGAGAGGAACAGGACCGGUUUGCCGUCUCCUCUCAGACCAGAACCGAGGCGGCCCAGAAGGCGGGACACUUCGACCGCGAGAUCGUCCCUGUCACCGUCCCGUCACGCAAAGGCCCUGUGGAGGUGCGGCAGGACGAGUUUCCCCGCCACGGCAGCAGCAUUGACGCCAUGUCCAAACUCAAGCCCUGCUUCCUGAAGGACGGCUCCGGUUCGGUCACCGCCGGCAACGCCUCAGGGAUCAAUGACGGAGCUGCAGCCACUGUCCUCAUGAGCCAAUCAGAGGCCCAGAGGCGGGGCUUAAAGCCAAUGGCACGAAUCAUCUCCUGGGCUCAGGCUGGCCUGGACCCGUCAAUCAUGGGCACAGGGCCAAUCCCAGCCAUCAGGAAAGCGGUGGAGAGGGCUGGUUGGAAGCUGGAGGAGGUGGAUCUGUUCGAGGUGAACGAGGCCUUCGCUGCCCAGUCUGUGGCUGUGGUGAAGGAGCUGGGCCUCAACCCAGACAAGGUGAAUGUGUGUGGGGGGGCCAUCUCUCUGGGUCACCCCCUGGGCAUGUCUGGUUGCCGGGUGCUGGUGACUCUACUGCACGCGCUCCAGAGGACCGGCGGCGUUAGGGGCGUGGCCUCGCUGUGCAUCGGAGGAGGAAUGGGCAUCGCCAUGUGUGUGGAGAGGGUGUGAGAGAGGAGGACACGCCCAUUCUGUAGGAUCACUCGUGUCUGCCUGUGCAUGGUGACCCUGUUUAGGCAGUGUGGACGAGU
Molecule: messenger RNA, 1435 nt
Organism: Clupea harengus (Atlantic herring)
Lineage: Eukaryota; Metazoa; Chordata; Actinopteri; Clupeiformes; Clupeidae
Gene: acat2
Product: acetyl-CoA acetyltransferase 2
Molecular function (GO): acyltransferase activity, transferring groups other than amino-acyl groups
Source: RefSeq, a predicted model, not a curated record